GUCGAGGAGACGUCAAAGACGUGAAGGUGGUGGUCGUGGCAGCAUAGGAGGUGGUGGUCGUGGCGCUAUAGGAGGUGUUGGCCGUGGCUGUCAAGGACGUGGCCGUGGCUAUAUAGGAGGAGGAUGGCGCCACUGGUGUACGUGGGUGCCGCUGUGCUGCUAGCGCUGGUGUGGCUGCGUCUCCGCGGGCUGGAGUACGUGCUGGUGCAGCACCGUUGGCUCUUUGUGUGCCUCUUUCUACUGCCACUGUCUGUGCUCUUUGAUGCCUACUACUUCAUCAGAGCUUGGCUGGUGUUCCGCAUGUGCAGCGCACCCAAGCAGCAUGACCAGCGUGUUCGCGACAUCCAAAAGCAGGUGCGGCAAUGGCGUGCUGAGGGUGGGCAGACGUACAUGUGCACGGGCCGUCCAGGUUGGCUCACCGUGUCCCUGCGCGUCGGCAAAUACAAGAAGACGCACAAGAACAUCAUGAUCAACCUCAUGGACAUCCUGGAAGUGGACACCAAGCGGCAGAUCGUGCGUGUGGAGCCGCUGGUGAACAUGGGUCAGGUGACCUCGCUGCUCAGCUCCAUUGGUUGGACGCUGCCGGUGGUGCCAGAGUUGGAUGACCUCACAGUCGGCGGGCUCAUCAUGGGCACAGGCAUCGAGACGUCUUCGCACAUCUACGGCCUCUUCCAGCACAUCUGCGUGUCCUUCGAGCUGGUGCUCGCCGACGGCAGCCUCGUGCGCUGCUCCAAGACGGAGAACUCGGAUCUGUUUUACGCAGUGCCGUGGUCGUACGGGACACUGGGCUUCCUGGUGGCGGCGGAGGUGCGCAUCGUGCCUGCACGCCACUACGUGAAGCUGCGUUACACGCCCGUGCGCGGCCUCGACGCCAUCUGCUCCACGUUCCAGCACGAGUGCACACGGCCAGACCCUGCCACCUUCGUGGAGGGCCUCAUGUACGGCCGAAAUGAGGCCGUCAUCAUGACAGGAGAGCUCACCGACACGGCCGAGCCCGACAAGAUCAACAACAUCGGCUACUACUGGAAGCCGUGGUUCUUCAAGCACGUGGAGGGAUUCCUGCACAAGAGCGGUCCACCCUGCGUCGAGUACAUCCCCCUUCGCCACUACCACCACCGCCACACACGCAGCAUCUUCUGGGAGCUGCAGGACAUCAUUCCAUUCGGGAACCACCCCGUGUUCCGCAUGCUCCUGGGCUGGAUGGUACCGCCCAAGAUCGCGCUGCUGAAGCUGACGCAGGGCGAGGUGGUGCGCAAGCUCUACGAGCAGCACCACGUGGUGCAGGACAUGUUGGUGCCCAUGCAUACCCUGCAGAAGUCCCUCACCUGCUUCCACGACGAGAUUAACCUGUACCCGCUGUGGCUGUGCCCAUUCCGCCUGCCCAGUGUGCCAGGCAUGGUGCACCCCAAGUCUGACCAGGAGGAGAUGUACGUGGACAUUGGUGCGUAUGGGGAGCCCAGGAUGAAGGGGUACACUGCCGGCACCACGACCCGUCGUCUGGAGCAGUUUGUGCGUGACCAGCAUGGGUUCCAGAUGCUCUAUGCCGAUUCCUACAUGAGCCGGGAGGAAUUCUGGAACAUGUUCGACCCAACGCUCUACCAGAAGAUGCGCAAGCAGUACGGCUGUGAGGGUGCCUUCCCGGAGGUCUACGAUAAGAUUUGCAAGGCAGCCAGGCACUAGGAGUGUUGCUAGAUGGUGCAGUUGAGUGGUCGGGGUGGACCAGAGACAGGGAGGUGGAAAAUAUGGCUUGCAUUGCAGGAAUACUUUGGGGCGUCUUGAGUUUCUAUACAUUUACUUGUGUUUAAAAGGGAUAAGUAAUAUUUGAACUACUGAAGGACCUUUGUUGAUCUAAGAUUAUUGCUGUGAUAUUUAAGAUGAACUAAGUCACACUGGUUUGGAUAGUGUUAAUAUCGACGUUAGCAAUGACUGGGACUUUGCUGGAUGUGAAAUGCUUCAGCAGGGGCUUCAUGAUGCAUGACGAGUCCAGAAGAUAAAUAAGUGAUGAGGUUUGAUGACUCCAGUAAGAACUGGGUCCAAAUUGUGUUCGUGUAAAUUAUUGGUUAAUGUUCUGGGGAGAGAAUGACCAUUGAAAUGUUUGUAAAGUGCUCGACCGCCUGUUAUUGCUGCUUUAGCAGUUCAACUGCAUCUGCGCGUUCAUGUUGUGCCGCUCUUAAUCUACGUUGACACUUGAAUGAGAUGUGCAGUUACUGGAGACCAUAUUCCCCUCGAUUGAUGCUGUUCUCGUACUUUUUUUCUGAACGUCACCUUCCAUACUUAAAUGUUUAUGCAUCAGGGGCUUUACUGCGGGUUUAAUGUUACAGGUGGUGUGUAAAUAAUUGAAUUCAGUAAAUUGGGUGUGCAUUAUUAAACAACCUUGUACCAAAGUUAUUCCAACCAAACUUUGUUUGAAAAAAAUGCCUUCCCCUAUAUUAUUUAUAAAGCCAUUUGAGGCUUUCAUUACAGCCUCUAAAGUUAUUAGCAAAGUGCACUCUCAUUGUCGGUUUUCACUAUGCCUUCAUUUGUGUGAUGUGAAAAUGUAAUUGUGGUUUAAUAAAUGUUUUCAGUGACUUU
This is a messenger RNA of Lethenteron reissneri (Far Eastern brook lamprey), 2571 nucleotides long. It is a transcript of the gene DHCR24, whose product is annotated as 24-dehydrocholesterol reductase. Gene Ontology annotation, biological process: steroid metabolic process. NCBI's taxonomy places the organism in Eukaryota, Metazoa, Chordata, Hyperoartia, Petromyzontiformes, Petromyzontidae. The record is from RefSeq and is a predicted model, not a curated record. Gene Ontology annotation, cellular component: cytoplasm; membrane. Gene Ontology annotation, molecular function: FAD binding; Delta24(24-1) sterol reductase activity.